Molecule: messenger RNA, 10167 nt
Organism: Salvelinus fontinalis (brook trout)
Lineage: Eukaryota; Metazoa; Chordata; Actinopteri; Salmoniformes; Salmonidae
Product: nuclear factor of activated T-cells, cytoplasmic 2-like
Exons: 9
Coding region: 329-3076 (915 amino acids)
Biological process (GO): calcineurin-NFAT signaling cascade; cytokine production; regulation of transcription by RNA polymerase II
Cellular component (GO): transcription regulator complex
Molecular function (GO): DNA-binding transcription factor activity, RNA polymerase II-specific; RNA polymerase II cis-regulatory region sequence-specific DNA binding; transcription factor binding
Source: RefSeq, a predicted model, not a curated record
UCUGUUGUUUUAUUGAGCAACAAUCCAAAUAUAUCAUCUACAUUUGCAGCCUCAAAACAUUUGAUACAAAAUUACCCGACACAGUUACAUCAUCACCACAGAAUCACCCGCCUCAAAUGGGCUAUGCAACAGAAUAGAAACAGGAAGCAAUAUCGACAGCCUGAUUUAUUUUUAUGUGGCUGUCAUAUUUCAUUUGAACCAUUAGACUUCCGUUGUUGCAAUUGCCUGAAGUUAAUUCAGAAUCGUCGUGAAAAGCCUAAAGUAUAGCCUAACAUUAGCUGUUGUUUUGUCUCUCUUUUCAUUUUGAUAAAUCAUUUACGUGCUUAAGAUGACUUCCAUCUACAAAGACAAUGACCCACAUUCUUUGGAGCUUGUGGAAGAUCUUGGUCAAGAUAACAGUCAAGAGGAGUUGGACUUUUCUUACCUGUUUUUGUACAACCCAUCUGACGACUUUCGCGUGAUUGAAGCAGACAACUCAGGGGUUCCCCCUCACGGAGAUCACAACCCCUCAUCUAUGGUGCCCUACCCUUGUGACGGAAGCUCCACUAACGCCCCUACAACCUCCAGCCACUCCUCUUACCACCAUGGACCUGUCCCUGACAGCCUGUCUGGGCCUGGGUUUAACUCGCUGGAUCUCCCCUCCAGGCCAAGGGGUGCUCCCUCUCCUAGCCCAAGGAUUGAGAUCACCCCAUCAGGGGACCCUCACCAGACUCAUCCCCUGGACGCCAGCCCCAGAACCACGGCCCUGACUGUGCCUGGCUAUGAGAACAUGGCCUAUCGAGAGCCCCAGAGCCCUGCCAGCAGCAACUCCUCCACGGGCUGGCUGUCAGAGGCCUACUCGCCCUGGGUCUCGCCUUGUGUAUCUCCCAGUGGUGGUGGGGGCAUGGUUGGCUUGACCGCCUUGGACCUCCUCCCGGGCCUCCAGGGCAUCCAUACGUCCUCGGCCCACUCCUCCCCUGGGACCUCCCCGCGAACCAGCAUCACAGAGGAGACUUUCCUGGUACCGCAGAGUCAGCGGUCUUCCUCGCCACACUCCCACGAUUACCCCCGUUCUCGCUCCGCCUCUCCUCAGGGAAAACGCACCUACGACCAGUACAGCGGCCCCAAUCUGGGGACCACCAGCCAGCAGCAGCAGCGCUCCCGGAGUCCAAGCCCCAGCCCCUCACCUCACCACCCCCAAGGACGACCCUUGGCCCAAGCUGACCCACAGGGCAAUGCCCCUCAGCAGAUGCCCAGCGUUGAAGAGGUGUUGAGCAGCCUCAGCUCCAGCAUACCCAGGGCGGUCCCCUCCAAGAUGGUGCGGCCCAGCGUUGAGUGCUAUACGUAUGGAGAGAGCCAGGGGGAGCAUGGGCAGAGAGGCAGAGCUGGGGCUGAGACCUUCUACAUCGUCCCUACAUCUUUCUGGCCGGCUUCACUAGCCCAUGGAGCCUUCAGUGGCAUCCCUGUGCCAUCUCUGCCCCCUCUAGAGUGGCACUUGCCCAGUCACUCCGACCAGUAUGAGCUCUGUCUGGAGCAGCAGCCUAAACAGCACCACCGGGCCCACUACGAGACAGAGGGCAGCAGGGGAGCAGUCAAAGCGGCCAGCGGAGGACACACUGUGGUUCAGCUUCAUGGGUACAGAGGCACUGCUCCACUGGGUCUGCUGGUGUUCAUCGGAACGGCUGACGAGAGGGUCCUCAAACCCCAUGCCUUCUACCAGGUGCACCGCAUCACGGGGAAAACGGUCACCACACCAAGCCAAGAGAGAAAGGUCCAUGGCACCAAGGUCCUGGAGAUCCCUCUGGAGCCCAAGAACAACAUGAGAGCAGUGAUUGACUGUGCUGGGAUACUAAAACUGAGAAAUGCUGACAUCGAGCUCAGGACAGGCGAGACAGACAUGGGACGCAAAAACACCUGUGUCCGCCUUGUCUUUCGGGUCCAUAUUCCUCAACCAGGAGGACAGUAUGUCUCUCUUCAAGUGGCCUCCCUUCCCAUCGAGUGUUCCCAGAGGUCGGCCCACGAGCUUCCCACUGUAGAGCGCCAGGACGUGGAGCGCUGCUCGGUUCUAGGGGGACAACAGGUGAUACUGACAGGACAGAACUUCACCUCUGAUUCCAAGGUGGUGUUCACAGAAAAGACACCUGACGGGCUACAAAUCUGGGAAGCAGAAGCUACAGUAGACCGAGACAAGAGCCAGAAAAGCAUGCUGUUUGUGGAGAUCCCUCCGUAUCGAGAUCCCACCAUACAUCACGCGGCUAAAGUCAAUUUCUAUGUGAUCAACGGGAGGAGAAAACGCAGUCAGGCGCAGCACUUCACCUACACUCCUUUAACCGUUCCCGCCAUUAAAACGGAACCCGUAGAUGACUUCCAGUUUGGCCAGCUGGGCUGCGCUGUCUCCCAAAUCCUAGGAAUGUCAUCCAAGUCCUACCACCACACCCCCAGUAGCCAUCUCAACCCUCAUAGCCACAUAGUGGCUGGCAUGACAUCCUUGGCAUCCUGCCAGCUUGCAAGCCAUCACGAUCCCAAUGCCUAUCAACCACAGGACCCAUCUGUCUAUUACCCCAGUAAAAGCCGAAGCCUGGGAAGCACCCCUGUUCUGUAUCAAGAUAUGAACCACCACCCAGUGAUGAUGCACAGUGGUUCCCCAUCUCAGAUGUCCUAUACCCAGCACUACUCCAGCCAAGCGUCCCAAUCCUUCCACCCCUCUCGCUCGGCCACCAAUCAGCGUGUUGUCAACGUAGCUGUCCCAUUGGCCCAACACCAGCACGCCACCAUGGUGGGUGAUGGGUACCGGGCUGCAGCUUCAUUAUGGAAGGUUGGUGACUCGCCAGAGGCCUGUUCCUCAGAAGGCCAGUACCAGGGCUUCAUGCACACGGUGGUGCCUGUCUUGAGCAGGUCUCCACCACAACACAGCCACAUCCUGACCCAGAGAGGUCCAGCCGCUACAGGGAGCCAGAGUGGGCCAGUCCCUGGGAAGGUGACAGCGAAGCAAGAAAACCUGAACCAAGCCUAUCUGGAUGAUGGUGAGUUAGUACAAAACAUAUUGGAUACUGCAGAAACGUACUGUACUCCAGGCUCCUCUAACUUGUUGUUUUGAAUUCGUGACAAUGUGUAUGGUUAAAUGGUUAUUGAUGCUGGAACUUGAGAUGGACUAUACUGAUAUACAGUGCACAGCAACAUCUUCAAAGAGACUCUGAUAUGUUUGAAAGAGGAAACUAAUUUAGUCAUAUCCCUAAGCUUGACUACAGUUUGUACAAAGGAGAUACAGAUGAUGAACAAACAUAAACAGAACAUAUACACACACAAACAAACGUUCUAAAUAGUACCAGAUAGGGGUUCUUUGUCUUGUAACCAUAGCGGAAGCCGGUUUUUAAGAUUCAAUAAAAGAACCACGCUCAUAAGGUUCCAAAUGGAACCUGUAUGGUGCUGUAAAGGACCUUUUUCCUAAGGUUCUAUAAUGAACCAUUAAAAAAGGUUAUAUAUAGUACCAAAAAAGUGUUUUGCAAUGGUUACAACCCUUUUUUAUGGUUAUUUAUAGAACCUUUAUGGAGAAUGGAUCUAUAAAUAACCACAAGACACCGUCACUGGCCAUAGUCAUAUGUAAUAUGUAAUGGCAUAACACAACACUUGAGGUAAACUGGAAUGACACUCUCAUUCGAGGUUGCACAAAAAGAGCUGUGAGCAAACCAUGCAACAAAAUAUCCAAGUAAGCCACCUCCCAUACAUUAUCACUAAAAUAUGGGAGGUUGAACCAUUGAAGUGCAACAAGGGUUCCACAUAGAACCAUCACCCUUCCCAAAGAACCCUUGAGGAACCUUCAUGUUUUGUGUGUGUGUAGAGCACAUGUGAAAACGGUCAGUAUGUGAAUGUGUGCCAGCAGUAGCCUCCCAUUAUAAACUGCCCCAGCCUUUGGGCCUUGACAGAGGAGGGAUAGGGUCUUCUACUCUGAAUCCCUCAGCAUCACAUCAAUUCCUAGACCCAACACUAGAUUUGGAGUUUUUGGCAAUGAGGCCCUUUAUCUACUUCCUAAGAGUCAGAUGAACUUAUGUAUACCAUGUGUAUGUCUUUGCGUACAGUUUGAGGUUGCGUUAGCAUAGAUACCCAUAGACUUCCAGGCAUUUCGUUAACGGUAGUUAUCAAAACUAUCUCUCUCUUCCUUCAUACUGGACACAGAGACAUAAUGGUAUCCAUGAGUUCAUCUGACUUUGGGGAAGUAGAUAAAGGGCCUUAUUGCCAAAAUCCCGAAGUAUCCUUUUGAAAGAUUGGAUAGCUAUGAGUAACCACAUUUCCAUCCACAGUUCGUAUGUGAGUAAAGUCACAACGUAUAAAAAAAUCAUGACAGCUGUGAUGGAAACAGGAAGUUUCAUUAUCAUUUUUGAAAUGGAGAGAGAUCAUUUGUUCGUUCGACAUGGUGUGAUCUUUUUGUUUCGGUAAAAUGUAUGAUGCGAGAAAUGGUGGUGGAAACGCCUUCAUGCCAAAUAUUGAUAUACUAACCGAAGUAAACUUGGAGUCAUGCAAUGAUUUGGUGUGUGGUCCCCUGACUAUGACUCGGGAAACUAUGCAGUUUAUUAGGCUACAUACAGUGCCUUGCAAAAGUAUUCAUCCCCUUUGGCAUUUUUCCUAUUUUGUUGCAUUACAACCUGUAAUUUAAAUAUAUUUUAUUUGGAUUUCAUGUAAUGGACAUACACAAAAUAGUCCAAAUUGGUGAAGUGAAAUGAAAAAAAUAACUUGUUUAAAAAAAAUUAAAAAAAAUAAAAAGUGGUGCCUGCAUAUGUAUUCAUCCCCUUUGCUAUGAAGCCCCUAAAUAAGAUCUGGUGCAAACAAUUACCUUCAGUAGUCAAUCUAAGUGUCACAUGAACUGUCACAUGAUCUCAGUAUAUAUACACCUGUUCUGAGAGGCCCCAGAGUCUGCAACAUCACUAAGCAAGGGGCACCACCAAGCAAGCGACACCAUGAAGACCAAGGAGCUCUCCAAACAGGUCAGGGACAAAGUUGUGGAGAAGUACAGAUCAGGGUUGGGUUAUAAAAAAAGAUCAGAAACUUUGAACAUCCCACGAAGCACCAUUAAAUCCAUUAUUAAAAAAUGGAAAGAAUAUGUCACCACAACAAACCUGCCAAUAGAGGGCCGCCCACCAAAAGUCACAGACCAGGCAAGGAGGGCAUUAAUCAGAGGCAACAAAGAUACCAAAGAUAACCCUGAAGGAGAGAAAAGCUCCACAGCGGAGAUUGGAGUAUCUGUCCAUAGGACCACUUUAAGCCGUACACUCCACAGAGCUGAGCUUUCCAGAAGUGUCCAGAAAAAAGCUAUUGCUUAAGGAAUAAAAUAAGCAAACAUGCUUGGUGUUUGCCAAAAGGCAUGUGGGAGACUCCCCAAACAUAUGGAAGAAGGUACUCUGGUUAGAUGAGACUAAAAUUUAGCUUUUUGGCCAUCAAGGAAAACGCUAUGUCUGGUGCAAACCCAACACCUUUCAUCACCCCGAGAACACCAUCCCCACAGUGAAGCAUGAUGGUGGCAGCAUCAUGCUGUGGGGAUAUUUUUCAUCGGCGCUAAUAGGAAACUGGUCAGAACUGAAGGAAUGAUGGAUGGCACUAAGAUACAGGGAAAUUCUUGAGGGAAACCUCAAGAGUUGAGACUGGGACAGAGGUUCACCUUCCAGCAGGACAAUGACCCUAAGCAUACUGCUAAAGCAACACUCGAGUAGUUUAAGGGGAAACAUUUAAAUGUCUUGGAAUGGCCUAGUCAAAGCCCAAACCUUAAUCCAAUUGAGAAUAUGUGGUAUGACUUAAAGAAUGCUGUACACCAGCGGAACCCAUCCAACUUGAAGGAGCUUUUGCCCAGCUUUGAAGAAUGGGCAAAAAUCCCAGUGGCUAGAUGUGCCAAGCUUAUAGAGACAUACCCCAAGAGACUUGCAGCUGUAAUUGCUGCAAAAGGUGGCUCUACAAUGUAUUGACUUUGGGAGUGUGAAUAGUUAUGCACGCUCAAGUUUUGUUUUUUUGUCUUAUUUCUUGUUUGUUUCACAAUAAAAAAUAUAUUGCAUCUUCAAAGUGGUAAGCAUGUUGUGUAAAUCAAAUGAUAGAAACCCCCCAAACAUCAAAAUAGGAAAAAUGCCAAGGGAGGUGAAUACUUUCGCAAGCCACUGUAUUAAUUUAAUUAUGAUGAACUUCACAGGGUGGUAAAAGUGCACGGUGAUCUUGAUGCUCCUUUCCAAUAAAUAUCAAGAGUUUGAUUCUGAUGACAUAUUCGAUGCUUGACUGCCAUUUGACAAAUAAAAAUAUUCCAUAAUUAUCCAUAAUAGUCUCAUGUAGACUAGCCAACCCACACUGCAUCUGUGAGCUGUUGGCUAGAGAGCACGUGCCAAAACUAGAGUAGAGACAUUUACUAUUUAACACAACAGUUUGUGACAAAAUGUGAUGGAAACACUUUGAACUUCAGAUUUCUAUUUGGUACUUGAAAACUUAAGCGAAAAAGUACAUUUUAUGUGCACUGUCAUCACGCACUGAUUUUUAUACACAAGUCCGCUUGGUGGAAACAAACCACUGGUGGGAAAAUGCGCAUAUUUUCGUUAUGCAGAUUUUUGAUAUUCACAUGAAGAACUGUUGCCAAUUGGAUGGAAACCUAGCUAGUAAUAUGGUGACAAUUCCACUUAGUGUAUCAGAGGGCAAGAGGGAGUUACCAGGGUGUUACUUACACUUAUUCAGUUCUCUUAAAUCUACAAGUACCUAGACUGGGGUGUCUGAAGGUUUUAGACUUUUCCUUUCAAUUAAGACCUAAACAACCAGGUGAGGGGAGUUCCUUACUAAUGUUACAUUCCCACAAGACAAACUCAGUGUCGCUCACAACAAAGGGAACUAACAAAGAAAAAUACAUUUGACUACGAAAACAUAACAGAAAGGGGUUCUGAAAAGGCACCCAUGUGGGUGCCAACUGAAUGUUGGCAAAGCCACUAGUAAGGGGUUCUAAAAGACACCCAUGCCCACUAGGUUUGCCUCCCGAAAAGACAAACUAAAAGAAAAACCCACAACAACUUAGGACAGGGAGUAAAAAGAAUAUGGAGCGAAACAAACAGGGAUAAUAACAAAAAUCAGCCUUCUUUCAAACUUAAACGGUUCGAAACUGCACCUCAGCUGCCGUGAAGUAUAGCUUUCCCAACAUCUCUCAAGCUCCACUGGAGCACUGGGCCAGCCACUCUUAAAUAUCACCUGGCUAGCACAGGUGAAACACCUUCUGACUAACGAGAUGGACAAGCCAGCACAGGUGAAACACCUUCUGACUAAAUCAAAUCAAAUCAAAUUUUAUUUAUCACAUACACGUGGUUAGCAGAUGUUAAUGCGAGUGUAGCGAAAUGUUUGUGCUUCUAGUUCCGACAAUGCAGUAAUAACCAACGAGUAAUCUAACCUAACAAUUCCACAACAACUACCUUAUACACACAAGUGUAAAGGGAUGAAGAAUAUGUACAUACAAAUAUAUGAAUGAGUGAUGGUACAGAACGGCAUAGGCAAGAUGCAGUAGAUGGUAUAGAGUACAGUAUAUCCAUAUGAGAGGAGUAAUGUAGGGUAUGUAAACAUAUGAAAGUGGCAUUGUUUAAAGUGGCUAGUGAUACAUGUAUAACAUAAAGAUGGCAAGAUGCAGUACAUGGUAUAGAGUACAGUAUAUACAUAUGAGAUGAGUAAUGUAGGGUAUGUAAACAUUAUAUUAAAUGGCAUUGUUUAAAGUGGCUAGUGAUACAUUUUUACAUCCAUUUUUCCAUUAUUAAAGUGGCUGGAGUUGAGUCAGUAUGUUGGCAGCAGCCACUCAAUGUUAGUGAUGGCUGUUAAACAGUCUGAUGGCCUUGAGAUUGAAGCUGUUUUUCAGUCUCUCGGUCCCUGCUUUGAUGCACCUGUACUGACCUCGCCUUCUGGAUGAUAGCGGGGUGAACAGGCAGUGGCUCGGGUGGUUGUUGUCCUUGAUGAUCUUUAUGGGCUUCCUGUGACAUCGGGUGGUGUAGGUGUCCUGGAGGGCAGGUAGUUUGCCCCCGGUGAUGCGUUGUGCAGACCUCACUACACUCUGGAGAGCCUUACGGUUGUGGGCGGAGCAGUUGCCGUACAAGGCGGUGAUACAGCCCGACAGGAUGCUCUCGAUUGUGCAUCUGUAAAAGUUUGUGAGUGCUUUUGGUGACAAGCCAAAUUUCUUCAGCCUCCUGAGGUUGAAGAGGCGCUGCUGCGCCUUCUUCAUCACCCUGUCUGUGUGGGUGGACCAAUUCAGUUCGUCCGUGAUGUGUACACCGAGGAACUUAAAACUUACUACCCUCUCCACUACUGUCCCGUCGAUGUGGAUAGGGGGGUGCUCCCUCUGCUGUUUCCUGAAGUCCACGAUCAUCUCCAUUGUUUUGUUGAUGUUGAGUGUGAGGUUAUUUUCCCGACACCACACUCCGAGGGCCCUCACCUGCUCCCUGUAGGCCAUCUCGUUGUUGUUGGUAAUCAAGCCUACCACUGUAGUGUCGUCUGCAAACUUGAUGAUUGAGUUGGAGGCCUGCAUGGCCACGCAGUCGUGAGUGAACAGGGAGUACAGGAGAGGGCUCAGAACGCACCCUUGUGGGGCCCCAGUGUUGAGGAUCAGCGGGGUGGAGAUGUUGUUACCUACCCUCACCACCUGGGGGCGGCCCGUCAGGAAGUUCAGUACCCAGUUGCACAGUGCGGGGUCGAGGCUUGAUGACGAGUUUGGAGGGUACUAUGGUGUUAAAUGCUGAGCUGUAGUCGAUGAACAGCAUUCUCACAUAGGUGUUCCUCUUGCCCAGAUGGGUUAGGGCAGUGUGCAGUGUGAUUGCGAUUGCGUCGUCUGUGGACCUAUUGGGGCGGUAAGCAAAUUGGAGUGGGUCUAGGGUGUCAGGUAGGCUGGAGGUGAUAUGGUCCUUGACUAGUCUCUCAAAGCACUUCAUGAUGACGGAAGUGAGUGCUACAAUGCGGUAGUCGUGUAGCUCAGUUACCGUAGCUUUCUUGGGAACAGGAACAAUGGUGGCACUCUUGAAGCAUGUGGGAACAGCAGACUGGGAUAAGUAUUAAUUGAAUAUGUCCGUAAACACACCAGCCAGCUGGUCUGCGCAUGCUCUGAGGACGCGGCUGGGGAUGCCGUUUGGGCAUGCAGCCUUGCGAGGGUUAACACGUUUAAAUGUUUUACUUACGUCGGCUGCAGUGAAGGAGAGUCCACAGGUUUUGGUAGCGGGCCAUGUCAGUGGCACUGUAUUGUCCUCAAAGCGAGCAAAGAAGUUGUUUAGUCUGUCUGGGAGCAAGACAUCCUGUUCCGCAACAGGGCUGGUUUUCUUUUUGUAAUCCGUGAUUGACUGUAGACCCUGCCACAUACCUCUUGUGUCUGAGCCGUUGAAUUGCGACUCUAUUUUGUCUCUGUACUGGGACUUAGCUUGUUUGAUUGCCUUGCGGAGAGAAUAGCUACACUGUUUGUAUCCGGUUAUGUUUCCGGUCACCUUGCCCUGGUUAAAAGCAGUGGUUUGCGCUUUCAGUUUUGUGCGAAUGCUGCCAUCAAUCCACGGAUUAUGGUUUAGGAAUGUUUUAAUAGUUGCUGUGGGUACGACAUCGCUGAUGCACUUGCUAAUAAACUCACUCACCGAAUCAGCGUAUUCAUCAAUGUUGUUGUUUGACGCAAUGCGGAACAUAUCCCAAUCCACGUGAUCGAAGCAAUCUUGAAGCGUGGAAUCAGAUUGGUCGGACCAGCGUUGAACAGACCUGAGCGCGGGAGCUUCCUGUUUUAGUCUCUGUCUAUAGGCAGGGAGCAAGAAAAUGGAGUCGUGGUCAGCUUUUCCAAAAGGAGGGCGGGGGAGGGCCUUAUAUGUGUCGCGUAAGUUAGAAUAACAAUGAUCCAGGGUUUUACCAGCCCUGGUAGCACAAUCGAUAUGCUGAUAGAAUUUAGGGAGUCUUGUUUUCAGAUUGGCCUUGUUAAAAUCCCCAGCUACAAUGAAUGCAGCCUCAGGAUAUGUGGUUUACAGUUUACAUAAAGUCAAAUAAAGUUUGUUCAGGGCCGUCGAUGUGUCUGCUUGGGGGGAAAUAUAUGUGGCUGUGAUUAUAAUCGAAGAGAAUUCUCUUGGUAGAUAAUGCGGUCGACAUUUGAUUGUGAGGAAUUGUAAGUCAGGUGAACAGAAGGACUUGAGUUCCUGUAUGUUGCUAUUAUCACACUACGUCUCAUUAAUCAUAAGGCAU